Molecule: messenger RNA, 585 nt
Organism: Necator americanus (New World hookworm)
Lineage: Eukaryota; Metazoa; Nematoda; Chromadorea; Rhabditida; Ancylostomatidae
Exons: 6
Coding region: 1-585 (194 amino acids)
Molecular function (GO): oxygen binding; heme binding
Source: RefSeq, a predicted model, not a curated record
AUGAUGGGAUUACUGUCAACGAUACGUGGCAAGAGAGACACACCAGUGAUCGGUUCGACCGAAGUGGGUCCUAUACCGAAUAAGACCAAAAAAUUGGUUAUACAAGAAUGGCCACGAUUGCUCGAGCGGCAACCGAAUCUUUUCGCCGUAGUAUGGAACGCUUCUGCGGCACGCAGUACGUCUAUAAAAAAAUCGUUCGGCAUAGCCGAUAAUGAAAGUCCACAAAACAAUGAAUCGUUUAUGAAUCUAUCAACAACGAUCCAGGCGUUUUUCUACAAAAUCAUCGUCUCCAUGCAACUAGACGACGAUAUGGUUCGAAGCACAUGUGAACAGUUAGGCGCACGACAUGUCGAUUUUAUUGCACGUGGAUUCAACUCGAAUUUUUGGGACAUAUUUUUGGUAUGCAUGGCAGAGGCUAUAGAUGAAACGUUUUCUAGCUAUUUUACUGACAACGCUAAACGAGCAGAGAUGACGUUGGCGUGGCAAAGAGUGUUCAACGUGAUCGUGCAUCACAUGCGGACAGGAUAUAACGAGAGAAGAAAAGAAAAACUAAAAAAUAACGGGAAAAUGGAGUUGGAAUACUGA